Wyeomyia smithii (pitcher-plant mosquito) is the source of this 828-nucleotide messenger RNA. RefSeq lists its product as uncharacterized. The record is from RefSeq and is a predicted model, not a curated record. Lineage: Eukaryota; Metazoa; Arthropoda; Insecta; Diptera; Culicidae. The transcript has 5 exons. Bases 1 to 828 code for a protein of 275 amino acids.
AUGGAGGACGUUUUCCAGCAACUUCAGCAAAAAGAUGAUCGCAUAGUACAAAUUUUUCGCAAUGAAGAAAUUGAAGAUCUGGAAACAUUCCUAGAGUUAAAUGAACGUGACUAUAGUAGAUUACAGUUAACAACAAAAAUGAUCAAAACCAUCGAAAAAUUACAAGCACAGUUUCGUGAAAAGCCAGAAGACUGCAAGGAACAUGAAGAAUGGGUUGAGGAGGUGUCGAAUAACGAUUCGGAAAAUUGUCAGGAAAAUGCAGUCUCCUGGGAUGCUGAUAAUCCUUAUCAUGGCAUUUCACUCGAGGAAAUUUCUUACGAUUUCAAAAUGAUGAAACCAGCAGCAGGAGAAUUUUUCGAAAAGUGGAUUACACUAGAACAAAAAAUCCUAACCACUUACAAGGAGAUGUUUAAAGAAAUUAAGCAUGAUUUCAUACGUGCACUUGCCAUUAUAAAGGAAAAAAAUCCAUCACGGGGAUCCAAAAGGCGCCAAGCAGACAAUGGGGGAAAUAAUCCGCUCAAUGGAAUUGUUCACUUUAUUAGAGCUGACGAUGAAAUACCAACAGACGAAAACAUUCCAUUGUUGAUUGUUCGUGGCUCCUUUUCUGCGGACUCCAACGAAUGUACUCUCCACCUUUUAGGUCACAACAUACCCGUGGGCAACGAUUUGCGAUCCGCCUUCAAAAUUUAUCUCGAAUCGCUCACUGUUUUCAACAUAACACCUGCUGCAUUCGAUAAGCAGUUCUUCCUGUUUUUCAAUGGUGCUGUCUUCGGCUUUGAAACUUUGAGCACAACUGGCAUGACGUUUAUGCACAGUCUACAGCAGUAA